AUGCAUCCACAUACAACUCUGUUCACGCCUGAGUACUCAGAUGAGUUACUGCGAAGGGUUCAGGACCUGUAUCAUGAAGAUAUCAAGCACUACUAUCCACAGCUAAAAUUGGAGAAGCUGUUGGACCUUCUGGAACAUACAGAGUAUCUCUUCGAGUUAUAUCUGGACUCUAUGCACCAUGGUAGGCCAAACGAUGCGCUGACAGCGUUCGUCAUUGGGUGUUACUACGUGUUCCUGAUUAUUCCACAAUCUUUGCAGUUCCAAACACGAAACAAGUCCUAUAGUAUUUAUACAGACCUAAAGAAGAUGUACGAGAAUGAAAUGAACAUGACCAACGUCGUUCUGAUGGUGAAAAAGGAAAUCGGAGUGGUGCUAGAUGAGUCGGUUAAACACGUGGUGGGUAUUGAACAUAGAAUCAACAAAAAAAGAGCAUUUUCUGUGCCAGCUAACGAUCUCUCAGGUCAAGUGGCUUCAUUGUCAUUAGACACUGCCGGGCCGCAGCAACAUAAUAUCAAAGUUCCACUCACAGAAGACGAUAUGGACCAAUCUUCGCCUGUUUGGACCGCACCAAAUUUAGAACCUAAUGAUCAACUGAAACUGGCUUUAUUACCCGAGGUGAUACCAACGUCAACUUUCAACGAACCUGAAAGAAAGUCAACUAGCCCAGCCAGACCAUCUGUUCUACUGGAAGAUGUACCCUGUACAUACCACGAUAAUGACGCCAGUACUGCUUCUUUGAAUCCACCGUUUCGUGAUAUUACUGCGGAUAGAUCGGUAACUCAUCGAAAGGACUCUUACCAUUCUGUAUAUAUGGUCGAUAGUGACAACCUCAAGGAAGAUAAUGACGAGUUUUUGAAUGUUGAGAACGAUGGGUUCAUCCAGAGUUUAGAUAUUUUACAGAAACAAAGUAUUAUCACAGCACCUGAAUUGUUUAGUAUUUUAUCCAAUCGCGUUGAACGUGAAAAGGUUCUGCUUAUUGAUUUAAGAAUACCACAAAGAUCUGCAGUAAAUCACAUAGUGGCACCAAAUUUGGUGAAAGUUGAUCCGAACUUAUUAUGGGACAAGAAGACGAAUACACCCGUUUAUCAAGACGACAUACUGGAGCAUUUACUGAAGGAAAAUGAGAACUUCGCCAAUCGUGAUAAAUUUGACUAUAUAGUUUAUUAUUCUGAUGUGAAAACUUUCAUGACUAUAAACUUCGAUUAUGUAUUCAUUUUCUUCUAUUUGAUGCUGACUUCCCAAAAGACCCCUCUAACCACUGUUCCUACUGCUCUCUUAGGUGGGUAUGAAAAAUGGAAGAAAACUUUGCACUCAUAUGCUCAGGAGUACCACAUCUCUGUCGAAGAUUACUUAUAUAGACCGUAUUCCCAAAAGGCACGCGCACAGCAGCAGCAGCAGCAGCAACAGCCGAACUCUCAAGACUCCUCUUCUAGUAAGGAAACUCCCACAAAAGUUCCUGAACCUCCCUCUUGGAAGCCUCCUGACUUGCCUAUAAGGUUAAGAAAGCGACCUCCGCCACCACCACCUGCAUCAAUGCCUACUACCCCGGAAAUUCCACCCCCCCUACCACCUAAGAUCAUGGUCUAUCCACAUGAAGGUUCUGUUCCUCGAAAACCGCCAAUACCAGCAAAACAGCAUGUUAAGAAAAAGCAAUCUAACUCUAAUGAAAUCAUUCAAAGAAAAAGGCAGCAGCAACAUUACGGUCAACAAUUAUUACAGCCACUACCGCCGAAAGAUUACAGCAUACCAACCAUUGAACGAAAUCCCAACGUAUACGUUUCGUUGUCCAUUACAGGGCUAAGAAACUUGGGCAACACAUGUUAUAUCAAUAGUAUGAUUCAAUGCUUAUUUGCCGCAAAAACCUUUCGAACCCUUUUCAUUUCAUCAAAUUAUAAGAACUACCUUGAGCCAUUGGCAUCUAAUAGACCUCAUCAUUCUCCCAAACUUUCUAAUUCGCUAAGUAUGCUUUUCAAUAAGAUGUACUUAAAUGGUGGUUGUUCGGUAGUCCCGACUGGGUUUCUUAAAGUUAUCAACCAAUUACGUCCCGAUUUGAAAAUUCCUGAUGAUCAGCAGGAUACCCAAGAAUUUUUAAUGAUACUCUUAGACAGGUUACACGACGAACUUUCCAAUCAACAACAUGUAGCGAAUGACUAUCCGAAUUUAUUGUUGUAUAAUGCAGAUGUUCUAAAAGUUUCAAAUAACGAAUAUAAGCACUGGUUUGAUAAAAACGUAAUUGGCAAUGGUAUCUCUCCUAUUGAUGAUAUUUUCCAAGGUCAGAUGGAAAACAGUUUACAGUGUAAAAGGUGCGGUUACACGACUUUUAACUACAGCACCUUUUAUGUUUUAUCAUUGGCUAUACCAACACGUUCCAUGAAAUUGAGUAAACUUGGUAGAUCUACUGAAAAAAGGGUCAAAUUAGAGGACUGUAUUAAUAUGUUUACGAGUGAUGAAGUGCUCUCUGGUGAAAAUGCGUGGGACUGUCCGCGCUGUGGCCCUACGGCGUCUUUUACUGCAUCUGCAUCUGCAUCUGCAUUAGAAAAUGAAUCUUCCAUUCUCAAGAGCAAAAAGAAGAAAAGUCGGUUUUUCACAUUGCAUACAGGAUCUAAGAGGCGUCAUCUUGAUAUUUUUGGGGACAGUAAUGGCGAAGGCAACAAUAUUAAUAAUACGAUGAUUUUUGAACGAGAAAGAUCCAGAUCGCCCUUUAAAAUGUUGGGUGGUAGCGGAAAAAGGUCCAGUUCUAGCACACCAUUCGCUAAUGGUGGUAAUGACAGUAACAACACUGGCGAUUUUAAGAACAAAAAAAUGACUACAGUAAAAACGAUAAAUUUUGUAACUUUACCAAAAAUCUUAGUGAUCCAUCUCUCUAGAUUUUACUAUGAUUUGACCAAGAAGAACAACACGGUUAUAACAUAUCCCUUAAUACUGAACAUAAUCCUGAAAAACAAUGAUACCAUGAAAUAUAGGCUAUUUGGGGUGGUUAAUCAUACAGGCACCCUGAUCAGCGGUCAUUACACGUCAUUGGUUAACAAAGAUCUAGAACACAGUGUAGACAUUGGACGUUCUAAAUGGUAUUAUUUCGAUGAUGAAGUUGUCAAAGCAGAUAAGAAGCAUGGAUCCGAUAAAAACCUGAAGAUUUCAAGCAGCGAUGUUUACGUAUUGUUUUAUGAACGGGUUUACGAUUAG
Messenger RNA from Saccharomyces mikatae IFO 1815, 3183 nucleotides. RefSeq names its product ubiquitin-specific protease UBP7 (gene UBP7). Lineage: Eukaryota; Fungi; Ascomycota; Saccharomycetes; Saccharomycetales; Saccharomycetaceae. Gene Ontology annotation, biological process: protein deubiquitination. Gene Ontology annotation, molecular function: cysteine-type deubiquitinase activity. The transcript has a single exon. The coding region runs from base 1 to 3183 and encodes 1060 amino acids. The record is from RefSeq and is a predicted model, not a curated record.